AUGGUAUCGAAACUCUACUGCGAGGCCUCCCCACUUAAUCUCUCAUCUUUAGCCACCAUUGUCAAGCCAGAGGCGAAAACUCGUGCUGAGUUUAUUGAAAAGUGCCGACAAGAGGCCUACAGCGAUGUUGUAGUCAUUUACCGGACCUAUUACAGCGCGAAUAUUACUGGCUUGAUCGACGAAGAACUUGUCGAUGUUCUCCCGGAGAGCGUCAAAUUUAUUUGCCAUUCCGGAGCUGGGUAUGAUCAAAUUGAUGUCGGCGCAUGCUCCCAGAGGCAAAUACAGGUGUCGAAUGCGCCCGAAGUUGUAAACAAUGCCACGGCCGACACAGCACUUUUCCUCAUGCCUGGGGCUCUUCGAGGGUUCAACCAAAGUAUUUUGAGUCUUCGAGGCGGCUUCUGGCGAGGGAUAUCAUCCCUGCCGCUUGGGCAUGAUCCCGAUGGAAAGACUAUUGGGAUUCUUGGGUGUGGAGGGAUUGGCAGAAACAUAGUCAAGAAAGCAGCAGCCUUUGGGAUGAGGGUGAUUUACUACAAUCGGACUAAAUCAAGUCAUAUCACAGAAGCAGAGUAUGUCACGUUCGACGAGCUUGUAAGAUCCAGCGACGUUAUCUCUAUAUGCACCCCACUGAAUACGAACACGAGACAUGUGUUGUCACACAAAGAAUUCAGUAUGAUAAAACAAGGUGUGGUCGUCAUCAAUACGGCACGGGGACCGAUAAUAGACGCAGAGGCUUUGGUCGCCGCUUUAGGGAAUGGAAAGGUAUGGUCUUUUGGCCUGGAUGUUUACGAACUUGAGCCGAAUAUUCAUCCCGACCUUAUCGCCCAUCCAAGGUCUAUGCUACUGCCUCAUUUGGGAACGUACACUAUUGAGGAGUUAAGAACUCAUGUCUAUACACACACGAGAAUGAAAGCGCGAUGCAUUUCAAAUGUGCGUUCCGCAUUAGAGCAUGGGAAGCUGAGGGAUCUUGUCCCAGAGCAAUCGGAUGGGGUAUAA
Messenger RNA from Clonostachys byssicola, 993 nucleotides. NCBI's taxonomy places the organism in Eukaryota, Fungi, Ascomycota, Sordariomycetes, Hypocreales, Bionectriaceae. The record is from the annotation of a GenBank genome assembly.